AUGCGUAAUCGACCACGGUCCUCGCCCAGUCCGGCGCCUGCAAUCGGCCAUGGAGGUCUCAUGGUUGCCCGUGCGGACCCGAUCUGUCUUCCACCAGCCCUCAUCAAUGCAGUCCCCAACUGCGCUGUCUCCUGCCUUCAGGUCUUCACCAGUACAAAGUAUCCUGGUAGUAAUUGUCAAACCACAACCGACCUCAAUUUCCUGUGUACCCAGAGCAAUACAUCAGGCCUGACGAUAGGAGAAGCCGCGGUUCAGUGUGUGGUCUCCUUCUGCAGAGGUCAGGAUCAAUUGAAUCUAGGAGGAUACAACGUCUGUAUUGGCGUCCAAGGAGCUCGCCCCAAUACCGCUCAAACCAUCACGGCAACAUUGCUUGCCGCGACUACAUCUGCCACAAUGGACAAUCUACCUCAAACCAUCAGUAAUCCAACCUCCACCAUGUCCGUCAGCAUGGUCGUCAUGGAUACAGGGGCUCCCGCCGUGCCUACAACCAUGUUGACCACCACCUCUUCCGUCCCUUCUGCCCCAGAAAACACUUCGACAUAUACCACCGCUGGUGCCGUGGCCAUGCCUGGCCAAGGUGGAAAUCAAGGCGGUCUCGGCACUGCUCAAGUGGUGGGCAUUGCUAUUGGCGGAGCCGUCAUGGCGAUUGGUGUCUUGGCCUUCCUCACCUUCAUCUUCUGCAUCAGGAAGAGGCGACAGGAGAGAAGGAAAAGUCAACGGAAAUCUCGCAUCUUCGAAACCACUCCUCCAACCAAUUUUGAGUCACCCCCUGAAGAUGGCUCGGCAGUUUUGGCGGCCACUACCAAACCUGCUCCUGCACAAAUCUCCAACGGUCGUUUCUACGCCUCUCAACCACCCAUGGAAGACAAGCGGAGAAGUUUCUGGAGAAAGAGUAUCAAGCCAGAAGAAAUCGGUGUUGCUGUGUCUCCCAAAAUGCCCGGUGACAUCUCCCCCAUCAGCGCCUCGUCACAGCAUAGCAUCUCACGACUCUUACCCGCAUUACCUAAUCGCACGCUUGUCCCGGCUCCUUUGGAUAUUGAAGCAUCCCGAGAACGGCGCAGAAGACCCUCAAGUGAUGGUACAAUGUCCGAUAUUGAAUCAACUCUCACAUCUGCAAACCAACAAGCCAUCUAUAUUGAUAAUCAGACCUUUGUCCUGGAGAAAGCACCUCCUGCGAAGAAGCUGCGUAGUGCGGCAGCUCCGAUUACGCUCCCUUCGGUGCCUGAAUAUCCGGUUCAGAAGUCCAAGACCCAGCCUGCCUCCGCAGCAAGGAUUCCACUUACUCCUACCUAUGAUAAUGGCAACAUUGAUCUCAUUUCACCUCCUUUCAGUGCCUCAACCGUUGCUGAGUCUGUGGUAACAGUCUCGCAAUUUCCUCUGCCAUCAAAUUCAACGGAGCAAAAACCCACACCAUCCUCCUCCUACGGCGUCAGGAGUGUUUUGAAAAAGCCGCCACCGUCAACACUUCCACUUCGCUCUUUGAUCAGCCCGCCGAUGGAGCCUCUAGAGCAGCCGCGAAACCCUCCACCACCCCCAAUACCACGGCCGGCAUCAAACCAACCUUUUCGCCCAGUGUCAUUGAGUUCCGAAUAUACUGAGAUUGAAGAAGAUUCAACACCAGAAGAACUCAACAAACAGUUGGGGUUGUCCUCGAAUCCUUCUGCACCACGAAAUUCUCGUGUUGAGAUUCGUGCUGAUGAUGCAGGACAAAGCAGUCCGAUCAAGGACUUGAGAUAUCCGCAAAUACCUCGAUCAGCAGCAGUGUCUCGGCAAGCUGAAAGACCAGCUCAGCUUCGAGGAUCUCUUCCUCAAGAUCCUUUUGCACCAUUACCAUCCACCACUUUCACACCUCGAGAUCCCGUCGCCAGAACAAGGGUGAGCUUCCUACAAGGCGAGACAAGCUCCUCCGAUGGUUAUAUGUCAGAUGAAACGAUCGAAUGGCCAGUACCGCCAAUGUCAGAGAACAGCACACAAAGAGCACCACCAAUAGCACAGAGCUCGCUUAAGCAGAAGAUGGCUCGACUUCGAAACUCAAACGGCGCUGGAAAUAGAGGCAGCCCUCUUGCUCCAAUUUACAGUCCUUCAUUGAACGAGAUGAUGACAGUCGAUUCACGGAUGAAGACGACUCAAACAACAGCCAACUUAAUUCCCGAACGCUCCCCAUCGACAAGAGCCAAAUUGACACCCAACAAGGCGGAGAAUGGGGAUCUCUACCUCACGGUCCAAGACAUCUAA
This is a messenger RNA of Exophiala bonariae, 2235 nucleotides long. RefSeq lists its product as uncharacterized. Lineage: Eukaryota; Fungi; Ascomycota; Eurotiomycetes; Chaetothyriales; Herpotrichiellaceae. The record is from RefSeq and is a predicted model, not a curated record. The transcript has a single exon. Bases 1 to 2235 code for a protein of 744 amino acids.